AUCGUAGUGCUACCCUAGUUUAGAGUGGACUCGUCCAAAAUGGCAGCGACGAGAAGUUCAGAAUCGGGCAAAUCUCCGCAAACUUCAGGGUCUUUAUUCCCACAACCGAAGGUCAGGGGCAAGAAAAAGCGCGUGAGCAAGAAGAACAAGUCCGCCUGGAGAAAACACAGCGAUAUCAAGGACAUAGAGGACUUUCUUGACGAUCAGAGGCUUCAGCUAAGAACUGGUGGUCUUGUAGCAGACAAGGCAGAUGACAGCCUGUUCUAUGUUGACAAACAAAAUGACAAUGAACUUGAAGCACCGGUGGCUAAGAAAAGAAAAAAAGAGCUAAAACCACUGAAAAUAGAUCAGAUCAUAGCUGGAGAGACAACAGUCAAACCUGUCACAGGGCAUGCCCCACCUAUGGGAUCAGGUAAGGUGAGAAGGAAGGAGGUCAAAGCUAAAGAACUUGAGAAGAAGACAGGGUACAUCUCAAAGGAGAGGAGGAAGAAACUGAAGCUGAACUCUGUACAGGCAGGGCUGAAAAAACCACAACCAGUUCGGGAAUAUUAUGACCUCUGGGGCAAUGUAGAAACAGAAGAAAAGAACACUGAGAAGGAAGAGGAUGAGUACUAUGCUCAGGUGACUGGCAAGACAAGAGUAAAUGUGCCUGUCCUUACACAAAUACAUGCCAGGAAACCGUCCGUACUGCCUAAGGUGGAGGUGAUCCACCCUGGAGGGUCUUACAACCCCACAUUUGAGGAGCACCAGGAGCUGCUGCAGCAGGCAGUAUGCACAGAGAGUAAGAAACUCAAGGCUGAGAAGAAGUUAGAGAGACAGGCCAGACUGCCACCAAAGAGAGAGUGGGCAACUCGUAAAGACAAGUUGAAGGAGUUGACUGAGGGCCUUCUUGAUGAAGAGGAAGAUGAGGAGGAAGGGGAGGAACAGGAAGGGGAGGAGCAGGAAGGGGAGCAGUCAAUCCCUAAGGCUACCAUCAGGGCAGAAGACAAGAAAUCCAGACAAAAGAGAAGAAAAGAAAAGGAACAAAGAGAGCAGGAACAACAGAAAACAGCAGAGAAGACAAAGAAGGUCCAGGAGCAUGAAGUAAACAGGCUCAAGACUAUCAAGAAAGAGAUCAACGCCUUGGAGAAGAAGAAGGAAGAGAGACAAAAGAAGAGAGCAGAUAUAAGAGCUCAGAAUGCUGAUAAACCUAAAAGACUCAGCAGACGCAAGUAUGAGGAGCCUUUCCCAGAAUUCAAGCUGAGUGAAGAGCUUGUCGGCACACUCAGGGAGUUUAAGCCUGAAGGCAGCGUCCUCAAAGACCGCUUCAAAAGUCUCCAGCGAAGAAACAUCUUAGAAACAAGAGUCAAAGCAAAGCGUCAGAAGAAGUACAAGAAGAAGUAUGUAGAGAAGAAGCAGUACAAGGAAAUCAGCAUCAAUGCUUAACCAGCGGAGGAGGCUUCUUGUCUGCAAUAGAGUGGUCGAUUCUUCAUUUGACGAAAGAAGAUUGUUAUCCUGAAUUUCCGAAAAAGAGAGAGAAAGAAUCUGCAUCAUUGUCAACAAGGAUAAAGGAAGAGCUGCUUUUGAUUUAAAGUGGAAGAAAAGUAGUGUCUAGUAUCCAUUUGACCGUGGUCAAACAAUUUUUUAAAGAUGUAAAUUAGGCUACAUGUACAUUGUACGUACUAUACACUACUGCCAACUUCUGAGCGUGACCAUUGUAAGAGGAAAGAGCAAACCAACCUCCAUGAAUAAUUUGAAUUCUUAUUCUUUAUUCAACAACCUUUGGGUUUUCACAUCCAGCAUUCUGGUGACUGUCUGUCACCUUCUUUAGGGCAACAAUGACUUGUUCUGAAUGCAGCAGCGACACCUACAUGUAGCUAGCUUCAGUACAAAUCAGAACCAGUCAUUGUUGCCCUGAAGAAUUUGACAGAUGGUCACCAAAAUGUCAGAUCUGAAAACCCACUUGUUGAUUCUGUUUCUGGGAGCAUGAAAAUGGCAUAUUUAUAAGAUAAAUGAAUUAAUUAAAGGGAAAAUUUCUCCACUGUGAUAGGCUAAGCAAUGCUGAGUGAAUCAAUGCCAGCAACCACAGUUAUUAAAAGAAAUUAUUUUGAAAAA
This is a messenger RNA of Branchiostoma belcheri (Belcher's lancelet), 2094 nucleotides long. RefSeq names its product glioma tumor suppressor candidate region gene 2 protein-like. Bases 40 to 1425 code for a protein of 461 amino acids. The transcript has 13 exons. The record is from RefSeq and is a predicted model, not a curated record. NCBI's taxonomy places the organism in Eukaryota, Metazoa, Chordata, Leptocardii, Amphioxiformes, Branchiostomatidae. Gene Ontology annotation, molecular function: 5S rRNA binding. Gene Ontology annotation, biological process: rRNA processing; ribosomal large subunit assembly. Gene Ontology annotation, cellular component: nucleolus.